AUGUAUCUUGUGCUGUUCUUAUUUUUGCCAUUAUAUCUGAGAUGCGAAGCUGUUUUACCUCCUUAUUUGCCUAUUCUGGAAAAUAAUAAUUUUGAGCGUGUUGAUGUAAUCGAACGAUACUUUCACAUGGGCCUUGGUUACAGCGAAAUUGUACUGUUUUUAGGUUUAUUGCACGGGUACGUUUUGAGCAUUCGUCAGCUGAAGCGAAUCCUACAACAACGUGGUCUUGGAAAACGAAGAAAUCGUUCCAACAUUGAAGAAGUUUACCGAGCAAUCAGAAGAGAAUUGCGUGGUAGCGGAAGCAUGAUGGGUUAUCGACAAAUGACUAGACGAUUACUACACGGUCAUGGUGUGGUUGUUGACAAAGAAACUGUGAGAGAACUCUUGAAGAUUUUGGACCCUGAAGGAGUUGAUGCCAGGUCAAGACAUCGAUUACAAAGGAGACAAUAUAAAACGGAGGGUCCAAAUCAUGUGUGGCAUAUAGACGGCUAUGAUAAGCUGAAACCCUUCGGUUUCUGCAUCCAUGGUUCGAUUGAUGGAUACAGCAGGCGUGUAAUGUGGCUUGAUGUGGGUCCUUCCAACAACAACCCCAGCGUAAUAGGUCAGUAUUAUAUUGAAUGUGUUCAACAGAUCGGAGGAACUGCCAGAAUAAUUAGAGGGGACUGUGGGACAGAAAAUGUUCAUGUAGCAGCCCUGCAACGUUUCUUCAAUAACGAUGAGCAAAGUUUUCUUUAUGGAAAGUCCUGUUACAAUCAACGUAUUGAGGCUUUUUGGGGUAUGCUUAGGAGAGGUUGUGUGGAUUGGUGGAUAAACUUCUUUAAAGACCUUAGGGAUAGUGGCCUGUUCUGUGAUACGGAUGACAUACAAGUUGAGUGUCUGAAGUUUUGCUUCACGAGCAUGAUACGUGACGAGCUGCACAGGUUUGCUAUGGAAUGGAACCUGCAUAGAAUUAGAAAGUCGGUAAAUGCAGAAUCUCCAAGUGGUCAACCUGAUGUCAUAUAUUUCCUCUCUUCAAGAACAGAUGAUGCAAGGGAUCUAAUUACGCCAGUUUCUGACGAAGAUAUAGAGAUUGCCCAACAGAGGUGUUGUGUCCAAACACCAGAACAUGGUUGCUCAGAAGAGUUUGUUGAAUUAGCGUCAAUUAUAAUGCUAGAGAAGCAUCUAGAAAUGCCUACCAAUUCAGAAGAUGCUGUUAUUUUAUAUUCAACCAUUGUAGAAGAGAUUGGACAAAUAUUAUAGAUUCAAG
This is a messenger RNA of Paramuricea clavata, 1246 nucleotides long. The record is from the annotation of a GenBank genome assembly. NCBI's taxonomy places the organism in Eukaryota, Metazoa, Cnidaria, Anthozoa, Malacalcyonacea, Plexauridae.